This is a messenger RNA of Colletotrichum navitas, 584 nucleotides long. RefSeq lists its product as uncharacterized. The transcript is spliced from 2 exons. The record is from RefSeq and is a predicted model, not a curated record. The coding region runs from base 166 to 498 and encodes 110 amino acids. Lineage: Eukaryota; Fungi; Ascomycota; Sordariomycetes; Glomerellales; Glomerellaceae.
UUCCAUCUAUUCAGCUGCUGAGGCCGCAUUUAUAACAUCCAAUACCAUUCAGAUGUUCAAAAACUCAACAUAACUUUCACUGUCUUUCAUUCCAACCCAUCAGGUUCAGACUAUUCAUCAGGAGUUCAUCAGGAGUUCUGCCAUCACGUUCAAUCCGCCUCCACGAUGAAAUUAAGCCUCGAGGCCAUCAUAGCCAUCAUUUCCCUUGUGGUAGGGCUUCCGCCUGCGUUGUUCAUGCUCUCGCGGUGUUGGCUUGGCAAGCGGCGUAGCCAGGUAGAACAACAUCAACCAACCACGUCAAACAACCUUACAUCAUUCGAGACGCUUCCUCGAGACGAGCUCAUACUGUGGUCACGGCCGACAUUCCCCAUCAGAGUAUGGUCUUUUGCUGGAUACCAGAUGGAUUUGGUGCAAAAUCAUCCUGUUAUAUUUCCGCUGCAGCAAGCAACUGUUUCGAGGGGUCAUGACUUUGGCCACCUGCGUGGUGGAAGCCCGUAGUGACCGGAUAGAGAACGACAGAGGUGGGGAAAAUGAUUCGCAGGCCAAUAUCUAGCUAUGUGGACACUGAAAGACCAUGCAUGGAC